Molecule: messenger RNA, 3139 nt
Organism: Neogale vison (American mink)
Lineage: Eukaryota; Metazoa; Chordata; Mammalia; Carnivora; Mustelidae
Gene: TOLLIP
Product: toll interacting protein
Exons: 6
Coding region: 82-906 (274 amino acids)
Biological process (GO): ubiquitin-dependent protein catabolic process
Cellular component (GO): cytoplasm
Molecular function (GO): ubiquitin binding; ubiquitin conjugating enzyme binding
Source: RefSeq, a predicted model, not a curated record
CAGGACCGGCAGUUGGCGUCGCAGGCUCCGGCGCCGAGGGUCGCGGGCGGGUCCGCUCCCGGUGGGCGAGGCGGGGGCACCAUGGCGACCACCGUCAGCACGCAGCGCGGGCCGGUGUACGUCGGCGAGCUGCCGCAGGACUUCCUCCGCAUCACGCCCACGGCCGCGCAGCAGCAGGUGCAGCUGGACGCGCAGGCGGCCCAGCAGCUGCAGUACGGAGGGGCGCUGGGCACGGUGGGCCGCCUCAGCAUCACCGUGGUGCAGGCCAAGCUGGCGAAGAAUUACGGCAUGACCCGCAUGGACCCGUACUGCCGCCUGCGCCUGGGCUAUGCCGUAUACGAGACGCCCACCGCCCACAACGGCGCCAAGAACCCCCGCUGGAAUAAGGUUAUCCAGUGCACGGUGCCCCCGGGUGUGGACUCCUUCUACCUAGAGAUCUUCGACGAGCGGGCCUUCUCCAUGGACGACCGCAUUGCCUGGACGCACGUCACCAUUCCCGAGUCCCUGAAGCACGGCAAGGUGGAGGACGAGUGGUACAGCCUGAGCGGCCGGCAGGGUGACGACAAGGAGGGCAUGAUCAACCUGGUCAUGUCGUACGCGUCGCUGCCAGCCACUGUGAUGAUGCCGCCUCAGCCCGUGGUCCUGAUGCCCACCGUGUACCAGCAGGGCGUCGGCUACGUGCCCAUCACAGGUGUGCCCGCGGUGUGCAGUCCCGGCGUGGUGCCUGUGGCCCUGCCCCCAGCAGCCGUGAGUGCCCCGGCCCGCUGCAGCGAGGAGGACCUGAGAGCCAUCCAGGACAUGUUCCCCAACAUGGACCGGGAGGUGAUCCGCUCCGUGCUGGAAGCCCAGAGAGGGGACAGGGACGCAGCCAUCAACUCCCUGCUCCAGAUGGGCGAGGAGUCCUAGAGCCUCGCCCCACCCCCACCCCCGACGUGCCGGCCCAGCCCCUCCCCCCAUUCCUGUGAAGGAGCCCCGUGUAGCCUUUGCUCGGACGUCUGUAGUCCCAGUCCUCCCCCUCGUGUGGGAUGCAUGUGGGCGGUUGGUCCCCGGCCGCCGAGCCCAGCGUCACUCAGGCGUGGGUGGCUCUCCUCCUGGCCUCGCUGGGAGCAGAGCGGGCACGGGGGGCUUGUCCUCUGUACGCACGCUCGCCCUCCCGCCGCUUGGGGACGAGGGUCUUCAAGUGCUGCUCCCCGCACGCUGUCGCAAGCAGGCUCCCUGCGAGCCGCCGCCCCUGCCAGCGCUGUAGAAAGCGUCGCCGCCCUCCGGCUGGCGCGUGGCAUGCCGCUCCUCUCCUUAGCCGGGUAGACCUGUUCCUUCAGGCACGUACAGCACUCGCAGCCGAUCCACCGUGCGAUUCCCGUCUUCCCAUGGAUGUUCCUUGUGGGUGGUUCUGGGCUGCUCCCCCGUGUCCUGGGCGGGCGGGCCCCUGUGUUGCCAGCCCAGCGGCAGGGUCGGCGCGGAUGCAGAACGCACGGGGCCCGGGGUGCACUGAGCCCUGCCCCGCCCGCAGGCUCUGGAGCAGGGCUGUCCGGGCUGGGGACCCCGUGAGGCCUUUUCCUGCUGUGUGUCCUGCCAGCUCCGUGGGGUGGGCCUCCGAGAGGCUGCCGCUCCCCUCUGACCGACUCUUGGAACAGAACCUUAAAACUGGGGGUAAAAGUGGUAGUUCCAGCACUUUGUAUUUGUUUAUUAAAGGGUGUUUAGGAACCAUUGGCUCACUACUGACGUUGAUUUAAGUAAUCGCUGUCCCGGUCCCGUGAAUUCCCUUCGGGUGAAAGGAGCGGCCGCCCAGUGAACGUCCGAGUCCUCUCGGGAGGCAGGAGGUGCGUGUGCCGCGCCGUGGGCUGCGUGGAGGCCGCGGCCCCUGGCCUGGGACGGGUAGGGCUCCUCGUGGAAAUCAGCAGCACGAGCCGCUUCUCGGGGGCAGCCCGUAGCCCACACGCGGCACGCUUGCCUUCGAGGACGGAGUCUCCGCCGUGGACGCGACGGGCUCCGAUGGCGCGGACCUGAGAGGGCUCGGCAUGGGGUGAACCCCCGUCCCGCCUCCCCCUGCACAGGGGCGUUUCCUAUCCGCUGGAGGAUGUUGCUGCUGCCGGCAGGCGCGGGACCGUCAGGGAUCCGCACGCGAAAGGCUGGUGGCGUGCGUGCCGGCUGCCCAGUGACAGCACCGGCCAGGCUUCUCGGUGAAGAUUGCUGCCGGGGGACGGGCGCCGACCGCCGGCUCGGACACGGGAGCCCUGCUUUCUCGUGGAGCGCCAGUUCCCGGUUCGGACAGCUUGGGCCACACCGCACAUUUCUACCCAGAAGCACCGGGCAGGCAUGCAGCGCACUCCUGUGGGGACGACCUCCACAGACGCGCAGCUCGGGGACCCGUGUCCGAGGCCCCGCUGCCACUUUCGCCUCCCCAUUGCCCGGCCGUCUGGGCGCGUCGGGGAUGUGCUCCUUGUGAGGACGCCCGCAGGACGCAGCGAGAGACGAAGUGGGACUCGCGGGCCUCGGUUGGCGGGAGAGACCCUGCACCUGUCACUUGUGCUCCCCUUCCUCGAGCACUGACGUUAGAGCCCACGCCCUGCAAGGCCUUCCCUGGUUGUGUCAGGCCCUUUUCCCCUUCUUCACGCCCUGCUGUCCUGCCUGCGGGUCGUGGCCUGUGGCUGCUCUGUGGGCAGGAGGGGGACCCGUGGCAGUUCCUCUGAAGCAGGCCUGGGACAGGCCGAUGAUGCCGCAGCGUGGCCACCACGGACUCCCACGAGCCAGCGUGGCUGCUGGUGCCGGGCCGCUGUGCCUUGUGGCCCCGUGCACGCCAGGCGGAGGCCCCGGGGGCCUUCGUGAGCUGGCCGGUGGCCUUUCCGCCAGAGGCAGCCCCGCCACACUGUCAGCCAGGACGGGACGUGGGUGUGUGCCGGGGCUCCUCCCGCCUCCCCGUCAGCCUUCCGGAGGCUCCCCUCCCCGUACCGGCGCCCUCCGGCCGCAGCCCUGCGCGCCGGUGGGAACAAUUCUCAGAGCUCUGCGUUUCCAAUGCUUCUGUCGGGUCCAGUGUCCGGAUUGAUCUUGAAUUGUAAAGUAUAUUUUUGCUUUUUGGCCUUCUAAUUUAAUACAUGGUAUCUAUAAAAGUAGAGAAUUAAACUUCUCCAACGAAUCUUUA